UGAUGGGUACAAACUACUCGUUGUUGGUCUAAUCAUAAAGCAACAGAACAAGAAUAGAUUUGUACGCAUUGACUCUGUUUUGACGUUUCACUCUAAAUUACACGAGUUCAACGAAACACAUUCCUGAUAGUAAUUAAUCAAGACGAUAAUUGUAUGCAUGUGAAGUGACAAAAGGCACCUCAUUGCCAUAAAAAGAGUCAAGUAACAUCAACAAAUUAACGCUGAAAAAGUCAACGGAUUAAUACGCCUCAUUCUAUUGUUCGGUAUUUCAGAUAUCAAGAUGCCAUUGCUGUACAGUGUAGUUGCACGUGAUGCUACAAUACUUGCCAAGUACGCAUCAUGUUCAGGGAAUUUCGAGGAAGUAACUGAACAAAUUCUGUCAAAAAUACCACCACAGAAUGACAAACUCACGUACUCCCAAGGGCCUUAUCUUUUUCACUACAUCAACGAGGACAGAAUCAUCUACAUGUGCAUCUCCGAUGACGACUUUCAAAGAUCGAGAGCAUUUUUGUUUCUCAAUGAGAUCAAGAGGAGAUUCCAAGCAACCUACGGAUCUGGUGCACAGACCGCCCUGGCCUACGCGAUGAACACUGAAUUCUCAAGGGUAUUAGCCAACGAAAUGAGACAUUACAGUGAGUCGAAGGACAUCGAUACUCUAUCGAAAGUACAUGGAGAAUUGGAUGAAUUAAAGGACAUUAUGGUCAGAAAUAUCGAUAACAUCGCAAUGAGAGGAGAGCGACUGGAGCUGCUAGUAAAUAAGACUGAAAAUUUGAGUGCUAGUUCCGUAACGUUUCGAAAAACAAGCAGAAACUUGGCACGAUCUCUAUUCUGGAAAAACAUAAAAAUCUACGCUAUUGUUGGAGCUGUUCUGAUCGUAAUCGUCUAUUUUAUUGUCUCUAUAUUCUGUGGAGGACUUGCCUGGCAGAAAUGCGUUGGAAACUGAUCGCGAUAAAUGACAACAAAUAGAAACAAUGAAAUAAAAUUAAUCGAGAACAUAUUUGUGAUGCAUCACAGCUAUUCGAUGUAUUCAGAGUACCAGAGAAAUUUAUUAACUCGUAAGAACUGUAUAUAAUGUACGAGUCCUGGUUAUCCCAUUAUUUAACGAGCAUUAAUUAACGACCCAGUAGAGAUGAAGAUUUGAUAAGACGUCCAGAGGAUAAUAAUUAUGUGUAAUACUUGUAUCUUGACAGCUCAAUUGAGUCGGACAUUGAUGGAAUGCCAGAGGAUGGAAAGUUAUGUAUUUUUGAUUAUUCAUGAAUAAAAUAUAUGA
This is a messenger RNA of Fopius arisanus, 1270 nucleotides long. It is a transcript of the gene Vamp7, whose product is annotated as Vesicle-associated membrane protein 7. Lineage: Eukaryota; Metazoa; Arthropoda; Insecta; Hymenoptera; Braconidae. Gene Ontology annotation, molecular function: SNARE binding; SNAP receptor activity. Gene Ontology annotation, cellular component: SNARE complex; membrane. Gene Ontology annotation, biological process: exocytosis; vesicle fusion. The coding region runs from base 281 to 943 and encodes 220 amino acids. The record is from RefSeq and is a predicted model, not a curated record. The transcript has 5 exons.